Zophobas morio is the source of this 2369-nucleotide messenger RNA. RefSeq lists its product as uncharacterized. Gene Ontology annotation, molecular function: transcription regulator activity. The transcript is spliced from 2 exons. Gene Ontology annotation, cellular component: nucleus. Lineage: Eukaryota; Metazoa; Arthropoda; Insecta; Coleoptera; Tenebrionidae. The coding region runs from base 321 to 1277 and encodes 318 amino acids. The record is from RefSeq and is a predicted model, not a curated record.
CUGUGUUCCUUUGUAGCCAUCACAAUGCGCCUUUAUGAGUCACGUCGCAUUAUCGUUGCAUCUACAGUCAAAAGUGGCCACUCGUCCGUCCAGAUUUAUUGUCAGUGAAAGAAUAUGGAAAUGCGCUGCGCGUUAUGAUCUUUACGAAAAUCCGAGCCGCCGCAAUGUCACUUUAGGUUAAUGACUUUCGAGAAGAGAAAAUAAUUUAGUGAACGUCACGUUCGUUAUCAGGCUAGAUAAGAUAGCGUAACAAGAGGACGGUCAGUUCCCUGUGUAUUCGCCAGUAUUUGUGUACGGUUGCAAUAUUUCGCUCGUUCAGGAUGCAUAAAGGUAGAAUUUUUUUCGACGACGGGGUCUGCAGUGUUCUGUUUUUCUCAAGUGGGAUUGUUUUUGUUACAGCAACCGAGACCCCCGUGGAUGCCACGAUGAAAUCUCCUCCGGCAGUGAGUGACGACUGCGACGAUAUCUUCGGCCCUCCACGUACGUACCCCACGGGGUACUCCCCGCCCAAGAACCGGCCUUCCAUGAUCUCCGCCAAGUACCGCCAGAAGGAAGAACGUCGGAAAGUGCUCAAGAUUAGUCUGAACAAACUCAAGAAGAUCGAGGACCCCGAGUCCAGCCUGUGUCGGUCCGUGCUCAUCAACAACACCAUGAAGCGGCUCCAGAAGGAGGCCCGCGACGAGAAGGUGCAGAAGCAGCAGCUCAACUACCCCCGCUGCUACGACAACGACAACAUCCUCAACAUCAAGAGCGAGUUCGCCAAGAACGAGAAGCGCGAGUUCGAGGAGGCGCACGAGUUCGCGGUGGAGAGCGACUUCGACGCCAAGCUGGCCGAGGAGAUCGUGAGCGUGAAGAACAUGGAGGUGUUCAGCGGGCUGGUGGAGGAGAACCUGGGGCUGGAGGGCGGCUUCGCGGGCCCGGCGCCCGAGGAGAAGGCGGCGCGGAAGCGCUCGUUCGAGGAGAUGGAGGACUGCGACGUGCAGGACGUGCUCAAGCAGCUGUACAUGCCGCCGACGCCGAGGAUGCUGACGUGCAUCGACGACGACGAGGAGGGCGGCGAGGGGGCGGCGCCGCACAAGCGGGCCAAGCUCGAGGAGGGCGACAAGGGUGACUUUAGUGUGAACUUCAUCAAUAAUAAUAUACCGAGUGACUCGAGGUUGAGGUUCGCGGGCCAGAGUGAGACGGACUCGAAUUCUUUCAGUUGCGGGCACGCGUCCAUGUUCAGUGAACUGCAGAACAACGUUUAUCACAAUUUAAUCGCAUCCCUGGAGACGUAGCAAUGGCAGCAGUAUUUAGGCAACGAUUUAAUUACAUGAUUACUGUGAUUGGUUUACUUAAUUUUAAGUAAACCGUGGAGUGGUCGCCGGGUGACGUCGGAGUCGGGCGAGGUGGGUCCGCUCCACCUCGCGCUACAUGCACCUGGCGAUUAUUUUCACGGUAAAUUACGUAAGUUGCGUGAUUUUCCUUAACGCGUUUGCUCUCUCGAUUUCUUAAGAGGUUUCCUCCUCGUCUUAUUUGAGAGCGCCUGUCUGUGAUACUACAAAAUGUUAAAACUUAGAACAAUUCAAGCCUGUAGACUAGAUUAGUACAGUGAGAUGUAGAAAUGCUUGUACAUUGAGGUUUGUCGGAUGUGUAUACCACAAACUUUUUCCUGGCACUCGUAGAAGCAUUUGAAACUUUGUGUCUUUGUGGCUUUAAUAGCGAUUGUCCUGAUUCGCCAUAUCCAUAUCAGGUGAUUUAACGUACAUUUAGAUACAUAUUUUUGACAAGAAAAGGAGCGACAUGAGAAUUUUUGAUAAGAUUUUUGAAUUUUUUAUACCAGCCAGAUACGACGUAUUUUCGACGUAGCACAGUGCUUUAACUCGCGUCUCAUCCCGAAAACCCUUCUGUUAUCGUGCGAACAAGUCAUUCAUAAUGUGUUAAUCUUGAUUUUUAUAAUGUUCUCGUUUUUUAAAGAGUAAUUUGCAUUUUUAAAUUUAAUUAUUAGUGUUUGUGUUAUAGGUUUUGCCAUAUUUUUGUUCUUACGUAAUGAAAUUAUGUGUACAUAAUUAUUAUUACUAUUUUUUUUUCUUUUUUGUUAGCUUAUUUAUGUAAUAUAUAUUUUUCGUUAUGUUAAUUAAUCGAACACUUUUUUAUAUGUUCAGUUAUGGCAUUGGCACAGGAACACUGUUUGUUUUUGUUGCAGGCAAAUCAAAAUUCUAUUACACUAAGACAAAAUUUGUACAUUAUUUUGUUAAGUACCAAAAGUGUUACCCGAGAUUUACCAUUCUUGUAUAAAGAUAUCUUAAUAUUAUCAUAUGAAUUAUUGUAUUGUAUGUACAUUAGGCAUUAUCAGAUUCAGGUAAUGCAAUAAAGUACCUGGAAAAUGA